Molecule: messenger RNA, 471 nt
Organism: Salarias fasciatus (jewelled blenny)
Lineage: Eukaryota; Metazoa; Chordata; Actinopteri; Blenniiformes; Blenniidae
Product: cystatin-C-like
Exons: 3
Coding region: 27-440 (137 amino acids)
Cellular component (GO): cytoplasm; vesicle
Molecular function (GO): cysteine-type endopeptidase inhibitor activity
Source: RefSeq, a predicted model, not a curated record
CCCGUUCAGCCUCCCCUGGGUUCAGGAUGUUUGUCUGGCUCUGCGUGUUUCUCUGCGCCUGGGGCACCGGCGGCUCGGCUCGGGCCCCCGGCGGACUGCUGCUGGGCGGGCCGCGCCGGGUCCCGGUGGACGGAGCUCCGGUCGUGUCCGCCGCUCGGUUCGCUGUGGCUCAGUUCAACAAAGUCAACGAGGAGGAGCGGUUCGCCUACAAACUCAUGAACAUAACAUCCGCCAAAAUGCAGGUGGUCGCGGGAGUGAACUACUUCCUGGACGCGCUGCUGGGGCGCACGGUGUGCGGCAGGAGGAGCGCGGCUGACGCACAGCGGUGUGCUCUCCAUCCUGAACCCAAGGAGUGCCAGUGCCUCUUCGUCGUUACUGACAUCCCCUGGGAACAUUCUCGUGUACUCACUCAAAAUAAGUGUCACCUGAAUAAAAAGUAAUAUCAUGUUGUGUUUGCCACCGCUGCUGCUG